CUUUGCAAGCAGGACGCUUUAGCUUUCUUGCUGGGCAGCGCGCUUGGCUGCUGCUGCUUCUGUUUCUCCGCGGUUUGGCGCAGGAUUGAAGGGAGAGAAGGACUCGGAAGCGGCGAGGGUUUCCAAAGGCAGGCUUGGGGGGGGGAAAUAGGUGGGGGAUACCUGCCCGGGGAGGGGGGGGCACGUCGCGGAGGUGCCCGGGCGUCUCCGCGUGUUAGCAGCCAGGGUUCUCCCCGGGGCUUGCCUUGCCUUUGCCCGCGCCUGCCGACGGGAGGGGCGCUCCGAGUGAGGAGCGGGAGGGCUUUCUGGCGCUCGCGGCUUUGUGGCUCGGGGUCUGCGUGUUUUCGGGGGGCGGGAGGGGGGGGCUGCGCCUGAACCAGCUCGGAAGAAUGACUCUGGAGUCCAUCAUGGCGUGCUGCCUGAGCGAGGAAGCCAAGGAAGCCAGGCGGAUCAACGAUGAGAUCGAGAGGCAGCUCCGCCGAGACAAGCGGGACGCCCGCCGAGAACUCAAGCUGCUGCUUCUGGGUACAGGAGAAAGUGGCAAAAGUACAUUUAUCAAGCAAAUGAGAAUCAUUCAUGGUUCAGGAUAUUCUGAUGAAGACAAAAGGGGGUUCACAAAGCUCGUGUAUCAGAAUAUAUUUACAGCAAUACAGUCUAUGAUCAGAGCUAUGGAUACACUCAGAAUCCCAUACAACUAUGAGCAUAAUAAGGCCAACGCACAACUAGUUCGAGAAAUUGAUAUAGAAAAGGUAUCCUCAUUUGAGAACCCUUAUGUAGAUGCAAUAAAGAGCUUAUGGAAUGAUCCUGGUAUUCAAGAAUGCUAUGACAGACGACGUGAAUAUCAGUUGUCAGAUUCUACUAAAUAUUAUCUCAACGAUUUGGACCGCAUAGCAGGCCCUGGAUAUCUACCCACACAACAAGAUGUUCUUAGAGUUCGAGUUCCAACUACAGGAAUCAUUGAAUAUCCAUUUGACUUACAAAGUGUUAUUUUCAGAAUGGUGGAUGUGGGGGGACAGCGAUCGGAACGAAGAAAAUGGAUACACUGUUUUGAAAAUGUCACCUCCAUUAUGUUUCUAGUAGCUCUUAGCGAAUAUGAUCAAGUACUUGUGGAGUCAGACAAUGAGAAUCGAAUGGAGGAAAGCAAAGCACUAUUUAGGACAAUUAUCACAUAUCCCUGGUUCCAGAAUUCUUCAGUCAUUCUAUUCUUAAAUAAGAAAGACCUUUUAGAGGAGAAAAUAAUGUAUUCACAUCUAGUUGACUAUUUCCCGGAGUAUGAUGGACCUCAGCGAGAUGCACAGGCAGCAAGAGAAUUUAUCUUGAAGAUGUUUGUUGACCUGAAUCCUGAGAGUGAAAAAAUCAUCUACUCCCAUUUCACGUGUGCCACAGACACAGAGAACAUCCGCUUCGUCUUUGCUGCUGUCAAGGACACUAUCUUACAGUUAAACCUAAAGGAGUACAACUUGGUCUAACUGUGCCUCUUAGAUCUCUAUCCACCCACUUUGGGGCAAUUGAAGAUAUUCAAGAGGGACUGUAUUAUUUGUGAAAAUGAUCUGCGUAAUACUAAUUUAUUGCUGGCCUGGACUCUGUUAAUAUUUGCAGAGUUUGUAGUUAAAUAUUACAAUUUUAUUUAAACUUUACAGAGGAAAAGAAACAAAAGAUGCUGAACUACAUUCACAGCUCAUUUCCUCUUUUUUUAAGUCAAAAUUUUGUGACUUAAUGUGUUCUAAAUUCUCAGUUGUGCACUCACAAAAUGAUAGGGGUUUGGGUUGAUUUUUUUUUGUUGUUGUUGUGACUGAAGCAAAAUCAAGUUGGGCUCUCCCUCCUCUUGUCUCUGCCUGUGUCUGUCUUGAUUUAUUUUUUUUCAGGUACAAUACCUAUCCCCACAAAUUUGAUUUUCAGGUGUCCUUCUUAGAUUGGUGGGGGGAGAAAACCUGUCACUAGAAUUGAAGCCAUCAGAAAAGCUACUUUCAUGAGGGAUCAGAUCUGUUGAUGUUCUGAUUUUAUUUAAUUUUUGGCAGAUGUAAAGUAUUCCUACCUUUCCAUAUCAACUUUACACUGAAGGAAUGUUGUUCAUUGGGAAUAUUAAUAGCAGUGUUAUAGAUUUUUAUCCAUAACAGUACCAUAGAAAAAUCAACAAACUACUUAGAAACAUAGCAACAAAUUACCGAGAAAGGACAUUUUUGAAGCAGAUUAGCUGUUUAAUCUGAACUUGCAUUUACUCUCUUCCAAAACCAAUUUUUCAGGGGGAAACCUCCCCCCUCUUUUUUUUUUUUUUUUGCUUCUUAAUCACAGAUGCUAAAUAUAUACCAUGGAGAUAUUAUACCCUGGAACUUCUGCUUUGACUAAUUUUUAAAUCAAGCUAUCUAGUUUUCUCAUCCCAAUUUCAGAUUUUAAAAAAAUUGUGCAGAAACUAUUGGCCAGAUUUGGCUCUUUUCUUCUUAUAAACACAGUGACUACAAAAUAUAAGAUGAUGAUCUAAGAUGCCAAAUUAACUGAUUGGGAAUCUCUUCCAGACAACUGCCAAAUAUUAAAACAACGAGAUUUUAGCUUUUUUGUUUCCUCUUUGUACUAAAAAGCAUUCCAUUUCUCAAUGCCAAGCUUCCCCCAUAACAUUAUGAUUAGAAAAAAUGGUGCUACAUACAUAUGCAUAUGGCCUAAUGAAAAAACAGGUUUAACACUGUAUCUAAAGUGCUAUAAGAUUGGACACUGUUCUUAUUUUCCUUCUUUACUAAGACAC
Pseudonaja textilis is the source of this 2737-nucleotide messenger RNA. RefSeq names its product guanine nucleotide-binding protein G(q) subunit alpha. Gene Ontology annotation, biological process: glutamate receptor signaling pathway; adenylate cyclase-activating G protein-coupled receptor signaling pathway. The record is from RefSeq and is a predicted model, not a curated record. Gene Ontology annotation, molecular function: GTPase activity; G protein-coupled receptor binding; GTPase activator activity. Gene Ontology annotation, cellular component: cytoplasm; heterotrimeric G-protein complex. NCBI's taxonomy places the organism in Eukaryota, Metazoa, Chordata, Lepidosauria, Squamata, Elapidae.